This is a messenger RNA of Cannabis sativa, 2127 nucleotides long. RefSeq lists its product as uncharacterized. The transcript is spliced from 3 exons. The record is from RefSeq and is a predicted model, not a curated record. The coding region runs from base 1 to 2127 and encodes 708 amino acids. Gene Ontology annotation, molecular function: nucleic acid binding; RNA-DNA hybrid ribonuclease activity. NCBI's taxonomy places the organism in Eukaryota, Viridiplantae, Streptophyta, Magnoliopsida, Rosales, Cannabaceae.
AUGGAGAAAGCAUUUGAUCGCGUGGAAUGGGACUUUCUUUUGGCCAUUCUUGAUAAAUUUAAGUUUCCCAUAAAAUUCAUCAGUUUAAUCCAUCAAUGCAUCUCCUCUACCACAAUUCGCUUCAGUAUUAAUGGUCAUAUUACAAGUUCCAUUCAUCCUUCUCGUGGUAUUCGUCAAGGGAAUCCCUUAUCGCCAUACAUUUUCCUCCUUUGUUCAGAAGGCCUUACUGCUGCUCUUCGUCUUCAGGAGCUGAAUGGUUCUUUCAGGGGCAUCUCAGUUGCUCGCAAUGCCCCUCCUGUUUCUCAUUUGCUUUUUGCAGACGACACUCUUCUAUUCACGGUAGCGUCCCCCUCAUCUUGUAAUGCUCUUAAGGAGGCCCUUAACGCCUAUCACUUAGCCACUGGUCAAAAAGUCAACUACACUAAAUCUUCCAUUCUUUUUUCGCCCAAUACUCCUACGAAUAUUUCUACUUACUUUUUUGAUUCCUUAGGGCUUGAAUCGCGGCCUUUCAUCAGUAAGUACCUUGGAGUUCCUCAAUGUUUUGGGCGUUCAAAGAAAUGUAAUUUCGAUUUCCUUCUUCAGAAAGUCAGCUCCCAACUCUCUAUCUGGAAUGGCAAGUUGUUUUCCAAAGCUGUUAAGGAAGUGCUCUUAAAAGCUGUCAUACAGGCCAUUCCCUCUUAUACAAUGUCUUGUUUCAGAUCCCUUAUUUCCCAUAAUCAGGCCAUGCCUGCUAAACAAACUUGGCGUGUUUUCUCAAAUCCAAAUUCCCUCCUGGCCAACAUUUUAAAAGCAAAAUAUUUUAGACUAAAUGGUUUUCUUGAGGCUAAGUUAGGUCACUCUCCCUCAUAUACUUGGUCUAGUCUCCUUUGGGGAAGAGACCUUCUUAUUAGGGGUUUGCUGUGGAAGGUUGGCAAUGGCUGCUCUAUCAGAACUCUUCAGGAUCCUUGGAUUCCAGGUAUAAAAUUUCCAUGCUUAAGAAGUAAUGCUCUGCCUCCUAUUGAUAAGGUAAGUUUUUUCAUAGACAAUAAAGGGUCUUGGGACAAAAACAAAUUGUACCAGUAUUUUGACGAUUAUUCUGUGUUGUCUAUUCUCAAAGUCCCAAUUGGGGGCCUUCAAAAGGCCGAUUCUCUCAUCUGGAACCAAGAAAAGUCAGGAAUUUUCUCUGUAAAAUCAGCUUAUCAUAUUGCCAAUAAUACAUCCCUUCCUCCUUCCUCUUCUAACUCUUCUUUUUCUAAUGCCUGGUGGAAAACUCUUUGGACUUUAAAUAUUCAACCUAAGAUUAAAAAUUUCUCUUGGAGAGUUUUCCACCACAUUCUCCCCGUUGGCCUUAAUUUGUUUGUUAGAAAAACCAUUCCUCAACCCUCUUGUUCUUUCUGUACCAACCCCACUGAAACUGUUACACAUGCCCUGCUAGAUUGUCCUAGAGCUUCAAAAAUUUGGAAGGCCUCGCCUCUCCGAAGUUUUUAUUUUUCUAACAGGCAUGUUGAUGUUAAAGAUUUCAUGAUGAAUGGUUUUGAACAGUUGCAUAAAGAUCAAUUAAUCUUAUUGCUUACAACAUUAUGGGCUAUUUGGCACUCAAGAAACAAAAAGUUAUUUGCAAAUUUGGAUUUGACCCCUACUGAUAUUAUUGCUUGGAUUAACACAUUCAUUUCAGAUUACCAAUCAGCCGUAUCUGAUAUUAACAGAUGUAGUGGAGCUCACAAGUUGCAGGUUUCGGGCGGGGAAAAAGUCGUUCCCCAAAAUCAAUACCUACUUCGAACUGAUGCAGCGAUUAACACGGCACAAAGUAGGAUGGGUUUUGGAGUUGUUGUUCGUGACUGGCAAGCCUUUAAUGGCAGAGGCUUUGUCUUUGCGGCCAGUUUGGAGUGGUGCAUCAAUAUUCAAAUCCCUUUGGCAGUGGUGGAGACGGACUCAAAAAUGCUGGUUGACAAAGUCCAUAAUAAGAAGGCAGAUUUUUCAGCCCUCUCUGAUGUUGUUGAAGAUAUAAGAUGUUCUUUAUCUGCUUUCCCUGAUGCUCACCUGCGACACAUAAACAAAACAAUCAAUUGCAGAGCGCACAACCUGGCACGAAGGGCAUUGGGGCAAGAUGAAGAAUCCUGUUGGAAUGCUUUAAUUCCAACUCUAUAA